AUGCCUAUGGUGUUGAUUGCCUUUCAAUACAUUAUUGAAUUAGUUUUCCCCAUGAGGAAUCGAACCUCACGAGCGUGGGACAAAGAAAACAUCGGAUCCCCGAAUCAGUCCGAUGAUUCCUAGAGCAUGGAAGCGCGGAAUCUGAAGGUCUAAAGUUAUUUUCGAUCUCCCUGUCAAAAUGUCCUGGAUCUGCCUUUGUUUUACUUAUUCUUUUUCUUCUGCGCAAAAACGAUCUCGAAUUUGAUAACUUAUUCACUGAAUGAGAAGCUUGAUGAUAAAAACGCGGUGUAUAUCAUUUAUACGGUAUGAUCACGUGCAAGUGAACUAACUGUCCUCCCUUAGACAUAGCGGAGGCUUUAUCUGAAGUCUCCCACCGACUUCAGCAGCUGAAUAAUUCUGUUCGGCGACGAUCACGCAAAUUUUCUGAAACUUUCCGACCCAUUUCUUAGAUGGUAUUGAUGAGAUAAGGAAUGCCUAAUUGACAUAUCGACGGAGCACAGAACAUUAAACAAUAUUGUUGUUAGCUUUAACGCCCACUUAUUUUCUUUGAGCUGCGAACCGUUAUUCAUUAAGUGCGAAAAUCGGCAAUAUAAGCAUUUAUCUAUUUACUUCAUCUUUUCUUUUUUUCAUAGAAUAACUUGUCGUUCACAUGGAAAGCUGGAAGAGGAACUCUUCAAUAUUAAUCCUUUACAUGAUCUGCUCGGCUGUUUUAUCUCCUCGAGCAUAGUGCUGGAUGCUUUAUUUGCCAAUUUUUUUCCACCAGCUUCAGCAGCUGUAAAAUUCUGUUCAGCGACGUACAAAUUCUCUUCGUGGAAAAAGAAAACUCCCCACUUAACAUAAAAAUUGUCCUGAGCCCUUCCCUUUCUUUAUAACUUCGUGAAAAGCCGUAAAAUGUAUUUGAAAACCUCCAACCAAUCAACUGAGUAACGAGCCUACUGAGUAAGUUCCAGGCUGGAUGACAACGUGAUUAAAAAUGAGUCCUUAAUAAAAAUGUCGGUGUAGAAUAUUGUCAUUUGAUUGACUGGCUUGUUUUAAUACGUGAUCAUCAUCAGUAAACAUCUGUUGCUGGGAUAUUUCUGGAGCCUUUUUCUCGUCAUUUCGUCAAUAGAAACAAUGAUAAUUUCAAUAAUAGGAGCAACUUAGAACUUUCGAAAAUUGUCGUUUUUUCUCCAAUCAUACUCUAAAUUGGAAAAGUAUCCCGAUAAUAUAACUCCGAACGAAAGCUAUUAAACUCCGACUCUGGUUAUCUGUUGGAGGAAGUUUCGGGUUUAGACUGCCGAUUUUCUCAAAUUUCUAGCCAUGUUUAAUAAUUAAGCAUGUUUUAUUUAUAUAACGGGGUAAGUUUCUAAAGAAACUGUGGUGCUGCGUCGGUGGGAGAGUAUAGCAGGUAAUUUAGUGUUAACAACUGGGUUGAAAACGUAAAUUAGCCACCGUAAAGGGUAAAAAAGCUGACGUUUCGAGCGUUAGCCCUUCGUCAGAGCGAUGGUGAAAACGUAAAUUAGCCACCGUAAAGGGUAAAAAAGCUGACGUUUCGAGCGUUAGCCCUUCGUCAGAGCGAUGAUAACACUAAAUUAUCUUUUGUUUAUAUAGAUAGAUACGACACAUAAGCUAUGUUUUUUCCGGCUUUGGUAGAAUAUAAGUGGCCUUCGUAGAGCUGCUGGCUGAAAACAAAACUGAUCUCCUGGCACCGCAAUAUGUCAGCAAACGUGACAGCAACGAUGAAUGGAACACAGUCCAUGUCGAGCUGCUUCAACCCCACAGCGACAAGAAUUGGUGAAACCUUUGCCUACUGUCUGCUAUUAGUUGUGUCGCUGGCUGGAAAUAUCCUCAUUGGAAUUAUUGUCUACAAGGAAAAAGCUCUGAGAACACCAAUCAACAUUUUGAUUGUAAACAUGGCAAUAUCCGAUCUGUUGUACUCGAUUAUCCGUUUUCCUGCACUUUUUGUAACGUUAAACACAGCCAGCCACUGGCUGCUCAGCGGUCCAUUUGGCCAAGCGUUGUGUGGACUAAAGGUUUUCGUUAAUGAUGUCUCCAUUGCUGUGUCCAUUCAGAGCCUAGUUCUGAUAGCAGUGGAUCGAUUUGUAGCUGUGGUAUUUCCUCUCCGUCCCUCACUGAUCAGUUCAAAGCGAUGCAGGCUCUUCAUUCUCGUAAUUUGGGUCGUCGCCAUGGCAGUCUGUUGCCCACAAUUGCUUGUGUGGAAAUUUGUCGAGAAUACAGAAGGGCUGGUUUGUCAGCGGUGGUUGAACAACACAUUGAGAGAGUCCUCAUGGUUUAAAAACUACACUCUGGUACUGAUCAUUGUAUUCAGCUAUGUCCCUUUGGUUUUGAUUGCCAUACUUUACUUUUCCAUUGCCGUAAGAAUUAAAUCGCAGAAGAUUCCAGGUGAGCCUUCAGUAAACGCAAGAAAACAGCGCUUGAAGAGAGAAAGAAGUGUUGUGAAGAUGUCCGUUGCCAUCGUGUUCGCUUUUGCAGUAUGCUGGCUGUCAUCCAGUAUCGUUUUCCUCUUAUCCUUGUUUUUAUCAGACAGCGCCAUGAUGUCAUCUUGUGCCUUCCAAUACUCUACACAUAUUGUCAGUUUUCUGGCUGGAUCAUACUGCGCUGUAAACCCUUGUGUCUGUUUCAUAUUCAGCGGUAAUUAUCGUCAAGGUCUUAAGAACCUCCUCGGCUGUUUCUCUACUAGUCAAGUUGCCCUGACAUAG
Molecule: messenger RNA, 2699 nt
Organism: Pocillopora meandrina
Lineage: Eukaryota; Metazoa; Cnidaria; Anthozoa; Scleractinia; Pocilloporidae
Source: the annotation of a GenBank genome assembly